Messenger RNA from Fusarium keratoplasticum, 639 nucleotides. RefSeq lists its product as uncharacterized. Bases 1 to 639 code for a protein of 212 amino acids. Lineage: Eukaryota; Fungi; Ascomycota; Sordariomycetes; Hypocreales; Nectriaceae. The record is from RefSeq and is a predicted model, not a curated record. The transcript has a single exon.
AUGGCAUCCUGGCGCUUCGACUCCUCGCUGCUCGACUCGGUCUGCCGGGGUCUGGGCAUUAUCACAAAUGAAGAAGAAAUGGCUCCUUAUCCAACAACACACGAGACGCCAGGACCGGACACAACUGACCCUCCUCCUCCCUAUGAAGACCAUGUUGAGUCGUCCAGAAAAAUAUGGCAAAUAAGAUUCGAGUUUAUGUCAGACCGUCAGGAAUUCAAGAAAAGAGGAUCGCUUCGCCCGCUGCUAGAUUGGUCUGCAGACCUGGAACUGGAAACCUGGGAUAUCGCCGGUGUCAUGAGGGAUGGCCUUUUCCUGACACAGGACAAUGUCCAGGAAGAAGAGGGACACGCCAGGCACCUCUACUGGCCCGAAAAGAAAAGGUGGAGCUACACUCGUUGCUACACUAUUGUCGAUUCGCGAUGGUCAGGCUACCUCCAAGUUUACUCGUGGGACAUCCGCCCCGUCGCCAACUUUCGACUUCAGCACCUCACAGCAGACAAGGUUUGCCUAGCCAGAGUCGAGGAUGAAGAAGAAUAUACCGUGUACUGCUAUAACGUAGAUGAGCCAGAGCGUAGCGCUAACUUCAUCUACGACGAUAUGCCUAUGGGGGGACUAUGGCCAUGGCCAAAGGAGGGAUGA